Messenger RNA from Corticium candelabrum, 2734 nucleotides. Its product is annotated as SANT and BTB domain regulator of class switch recombination-like. The transcript has 23 exons. Lineage: Eukaryota; Metazoa; Porifera; Homoscleromorpha; Homosclerophorida; Plakinidae. The coding region runs from base 2 to 2209 and encodes 735 amino acids. The record is from RefSeq and is a predicted model, not a curated record.
CAUGAGUCGUUCAAGUAGUGGCGUUCGGCCGGUGCCACCGACGUCGCGGCUUGUUACUCUCGAUUUGAUGUUGCGUACGUUUAUGAACUCGGUUGAAUUUACGCGCAUGGAGCCAAAGAACUGGGACGCAGUUGCCAGACUCGUGCCAGGGACGACUGCAAGAGAAUGUGCUAAACGAUGGAAGGAGCUUCUUUUAUCGGGGCUAGCUCCUCAAGGAGCGGAGGGUUUGACUGCACAGGGCAGACCGUUUUCUACUCAAUCACAGACUCAGCAUUUGUCCAAGUUUGUCAAGUCAAUGCUUCAAGACAGCAGGAAGGGAAACUCUUCGACAACAUCAGAAAGUACUACAAAUACAAAGACAGAGGUGACGAGAAACAGACUAAGCCUUUCACAGAAAGCUGUCACUUCAGAGUUGAGAUCAGAAAGCAGCAAUUCUCUGAUGGCACUUUCAUCACCUCCUUCUUCAUCUGAGACUAAGAAACCGACCAAGUCCAGUGGUGAAAACUUAGUGAUGGUGAUUCAUGUGUGUGACGAGGCAAAGAAAAUUCAGAGAGACUUUAUGUGUCCUCGUGACCUUCUGAUGCACGAAAUGCCGUUCUUUACUGAGCGCUUGUCAGACGAGGCACACCUAGGCAAACUGUUUGAUAUCUCUGUACACUGUGAUGUUAGCAUAUUUCAAUGGUUGAUGUCUUACGUCAAACGAGGCAUGCCCGAUGACAAAGGAGUGCAAAUACAGCAACCAAAAAUUGAGUCACAUAUUGUUGUUUCCUUACUGGUUUCAUCUAAUUACUUGCUAAUGGAGCCUCUGGUGGAGCAAUGCAUUAACUAUAUACACGACAAUAUUUCAACAGUUGUCGCAGCGCCUUCCAAUAUGAAUUGCAUAGCUGAUGAACUGCUAGACAGAAUUGCAAAGCUAUUUGAUCACAAAGAAAUAGAAGAAUUUAGAGACAAACGGGACAGAUUUAAAAGCAAACUUUACUUCAAGAAAGUGCAAGAGCUGUUUGAUCUUAGCCACAGCUCAUCUCAAUCACCAGCUAAUGCCAGCACUCUUUUUCGUUGUUCUCAUUGCUGCAAACUUAUGACACAUGAACUACAGUGGAAACUCAAGUGUGUACCCUCCAGCAUGACAAUAGGAUAUAGAGGAGAGAUUAUGUACAAUCACAGCAGAGACCCUAGUUGGGAUGUGAACAACUACUUGGUUGGUUUAUGUGCCCAGGGGCAGACAUGGAGACAGAUAUACUGGAAGAUUUGGUCUUUGAUUAACGCUCUCCAUUGUGUUCGAUGUGGUCAGACCUUUCAAUGUGCCUACUUUUCACGUUGUGCAUAUCACCCACAGCCUUCAUCUUUUGAACCUUUGAGUGCAACAGGAAAGUAUCCUUGUUGUGAAACGAAGUGCAUUAGAUUUGGCUCUUUGGAACAAAAUGAGGGCUGUUCCUUUCGAGAUCAUGAAGUUUUAUGUGGAGAUGCGUCUCUUACUAGAAGCAAUUCAUCUCUAGCCAACUCUUCUUCUAUAUUGGAUAUUGUCAUUCAGUAUCGUGACCUUAUCUACAUACAACACAAGGACACGGUGCUGCCAAAUUCAUUGGAAGUGCCAGUGAAUGUUUUCAGUAAGGAUGAAGAAGCCAGCUGUCUGCUUACAGUUGAUGAAGCCAUUGAGCGAGCAUCCUCUUCUUUGUCCAAUCUAACUCAAGGAGUAGCAGUGACUGGUUACAGUCAAUUGGUUGAGACUAAUUCAGACACUGAUGACCUAGACACUGACCUCGGGCAAGAAGAGGAAGAUGAUGAUGACGAGACAGAAGAAGAUGCAUCCAUAACCCCACAUGUCUUUUCCGCAAAAUCAAAACAUAGAAGUAGGGGAAAGAAAUUUGUUUUACAUUCGUCAAGAGAAGGAUCACCCUUUCAAGGUGUUAAAUUGGGAUCAGAGAGGAAAAAGAAAGUUGGAAGACCAUGUUUGACUUGGGACUUAUCCAAAUCACUACGUUGGAAUCAGGAUAACCAAAGGGAGAUUGAGGAAAAGCGGAUGCAGAAUUUGAUGCUGCGUCUGACGUCGAAUCGUCCUCUCAGUAAAAGCAACAAAUCAAAGGAUCAUCCUGGUGGCAUGUUCUGUCAGCUUGAGGAGAAAUGGAGAGCGCGCCAUUUUAGUUCCAAACCAUCAUCAUCAUCUAGCAACCAGACGAGGCGCAGAAUUUUUCCUAGAGGAUCCAACUGAAACUGAUGUUUUAGUGUUUGGUGUCAACGUGUUCCAACACGCACGUCAAUGAAUCCCCAGAGGUACACGUACAGUGUGUGUGUGUAAUGAGCAAUUGGCACGGUGCCACACAGUCGUGUCAUUUGCAUUAGACUUCUCGUCCAUAAGUUACUACACUCAACUAGCUGCUAAUGAAAUGAUAGCCCACGCUGUCUGCGCACUUGUAGAGAGUGCUUGUAUCGUACAAUGUUUGUACAACAGGAGGGUCUGGCUUCUCUGCCAGCUGGUAACUUCACUGUUCACGUGCAGCUUCACGUGACGCUCACAUUGCGAUUGACUCUGUUUGGCAAUAAAAUGACGUGUCCUACCGCAAACAAAGCUCCCACAGUUGAUGUUGGCGGCAAAACGAGCAUAUGUAAUUAUUCACUUCUAUUCGAAAAGAAAUACAUCAAAGAUCUAGAUAGAAACUCUAGUAGUGCUGUCAUAUCUACUGAAUAAAUAGCAUAGAAAAUCAAAAGAUCAGUGGCCUCUAUGUACACUAUACAA